Molecule: messenger RNA, 4560 nt
Organism: Torulaspora globosa
Lineage: Eukaryota; Fungi; Ascomycota; Saccharomycetes; Saccharomycetales; Saccharomycetaceae
Gene: PDR5
Product: ATP-binding cassette multidrug transporter PDR5
Exons: 1
Coding region: 1-4560 (1519 amino acids)
Biological process (GO): xenobiotic detoxification by transmembrane export across the plasma membrane
Cellular component (GO): membrane
Molecular function (GO): ATP binding; ABC-type transporter activity; ATP hydrolysis activity
Source: RefSeq, a predicted model, not a curated record
AUGGGUUUACCUGAAGAGCCGCAGGACAACUCGUCCGGGUCUUCCGAUGUGCCCGUUUACAACGGUUUUGACGUCAAGGCACAGGAAAAGGUGCGGCAGCUGGCUAGAACGUUGACCGAACAGAGUGCGAGUGGGUCUAUUGGUGCUGGUGGUCAUACUGCAGAUGAUGGAGCCGUCGUUGAGCGGGGAGACGCACAAUCUUUGUUCUCAGUGCGCUCCCGGGCGGGUGUGAACCCUGUGUUUGACGGCGAGAGCGAUGCACAAUACGAUGCUAGAUUGGAUCCUAAGUCUGAUGAGUUUGUAAGUGCCCAGUGGAUCAAGAAUAUGUCGCGGUUGUCGCAUGAGGACCCCGAUUAUUUCAAGCCUUAUUCGUUGGAUUGUUGUUGGCGUGACCUCUCGGCAUCGGGAGCGUCCGCUGACGUGGCGUAUCAAAGCACCUUCGUGAAUGCUCCAAAGAAAUACCUGGGGCAGGCAUACAGAGCCAUUACUCCUGCUAAGGAGGUUAAUAGGUUUGAGAUCUUGAAGCCCAUGGAUGGGCUGCUCAAUCCGGGCGAAUUGUUGGUCGUGCUUGGUAGACCGGGUUCCGGUUGCACAACGCUGUUGAAAUCGAUUUCUUCCAAUACUCACGGGUUCAAGAUCUCGAAGGAGUCCCACGUCUCCUACAAGGGAAUCUCGCCACGGGAUAUCAACAAGCAUUUCAGAGGCGAAGUAGUUUACAAUGCAGAGGCAGAUAUCCAUUUGCCUCAUUUGACCGUGUACCAGACGUUACUCACGGUGGCUCGUUUAAAGACGCCAGCGAACCGUGUGAAAGGCGUGUCCCGUGAAGCUUGGGCCCACCACAUGACCGAGGUUGCCAUGGCUACCUACGGUCUAUCUCAUACCAGAAACACUAAAGUUGGUAACGAUAUCGUUAGAGGUGUCUCAGGUGGUGAGAGAAAGCGUGUCUCGAUCGCUGAAGUGGCCAUCUGUGGUUCCAAGUUCCAAUGUUGGGAUAACGCUACUAGAGGUUUGGACUCGGCAACGGCUUUGGAGUUUGUUCGUGCUUUGAAAACACAAGCGGAUAUCGCUAAUACUGCCGCUGCUGUGGCCAUCUACCAGUGCUCUCAGGAUGCUUAUGAUCUUUUCGAUAAAGUCUGUGUGCUGGAUGGUGGCUAUCAAAUAUAUUUCGGUCCUGCAAAGGACGCAAAACGUUAUUUCCAAGAAAUGGGUUACGUUUGCCCAGAUAGACAAACUACGGCGGAUUUCUUGACUGCAGUGACAAGUCCUGCCGAGAGAAUCGUUAAUGAGGAAUUUAUCAAGAAAGGAAUCAGAGUUCCACAAACGCCUAAGGAAAUGUCUGAUUAUUGGAGAAAUUCUUCAGAGUACCGCAAACUGAUUGCGCAGAUUGAUGCCAAGAUGGCUGAGAAUGACGAGGAAGAACGUGUUCGUAUUAAGGAAUCCCACAUUGCAAGUCAGUCGAAGAGAGCUCGUGCGUCGUCUCCUUACAUGGUAAGUUAUAUGAUGCAGGUUAAAUACCUGCUGAUCAGAAACGUGUGGAGAAUACGAAACAGUUCAGCGAUUGCAUUAUUUCAAGUGAUCGGUAAUUCGGUAAUGGCACUGAUUCUUGGUUCCAUGUUUUACCAGGUUAUGAAAGGUGACUCAACAGCAACUUUCUAUUUCCGUGGUUCUGCCAUGUUCUUUGGUCUCCUGUUUAAUGCUUUCUCGUCUCUAUUGGAAAUUUUCUCUCUUUACGAGGCUAGACCUAUCACUGAAAAGCAUAGAACUUAUUCAUUAUAUCAUCCAAGUGCAGACGCAUUUGCUUCAGUGCUUUCUGAAAUCCCAACCAAAUUGAUGACCGCCGUCUGUUUCAACAUCAUCUUUUAUUUCAUGGUUAACUUUAGAAGGAAUGCUGGCAGAUUUUUCUUUUAUUUCUUAAUUAACAUCGUGGCCACUUUUACAAUGUCCCAUUUGUUCAGAUGCGUUGGCUCCUUGACCAAGACUUUAUCCGCCGCCAUGGUUCCCGCCGCUAUGUUAUUGCUGGCUUUAGCAAUCUUUACUGGUUUCGCAGUUCCAGAAACAAAGAUGUUGGGUUGGUCUAAAUGGAUUUGGUAUAUUAAUCCGCUGUCUUAUCUUUUUGAAUCUCUAAUGGUGAAUGAGUUCCAUGGCAGAGAGUUUCCCUGCGCGCAAUUCGUUCCCUCUGGACCAGCCUACCAAAAUAUUACUGGCACAGAAAGGGUCUGUUCGGCCGUUGGAUCCAUCCCAGGAGCGUCUAGUGUUCUCGGUGAUGAUUUCCUAAAGACUAGUUAUAACUAUUACAACAAACACAAAUGGCGUGGAUUCGGUGUAGGUAUGGCCUAUGCUAUUUUCUUCUUUGCGGUCUAUCUCUUCCUCGCUGAAGUUAAUCAGGGAGCCAAGCAAAAUGGUGAAAUUCUGGUCUUUCCACUCUCUGUUGUUCGCAGAUUGAAGAAGCAGAAGAAAUUGAGUCAACCCAACUCUGGAGGUGAUAUCGAAAAGGGAAGUGGGAUCGCUUCUACUGUCACUGAUCGUAAGUUAUUACAGGACUCUUCAGAGUCUCUUACUUCUUCAGAGGAUGACGUUGGUUUGAGCAAAUCGGAUGCGAUCUUCCACUGGAGAGAUCUUUGUUACGAAGUUCAAAUCAAGAAAGAAACUAGAAGAAUUCUGAAUAACGUGGAUGGUUGGGUCAAACCAGGUACUCUUACUGCUUUGAUGGGUGCAUCUGGUGCAGGUAAGACUACUCUGUUAGACUGUUUGGCCGAGAGGACUACUAUGGGUGUGAUCACCGGUAAUAUUUUUGUUAAUGGCAAUCUACGUGAUGAGUCUUUUCCAAGAUCCAUCGGUUACUGUCAACAACAAGAUUUACAUCUAACGACUGCCACCGUCAGAGAAUCUUUGAAAUUUUCCGCCUACCUACGUCAACCUGCGAGCGUUCCUACCGAGGAGAAGGACAGGUACGUAGAAGAGGUUAUCAAGGUCUUGGAGAUGGAAACUUACGCUGACGCCGUUGUCGGCGUUGCCGGUGAGGGUCUGAACGUUGAGCAGAGAAAGAGAUUAACUAUUGGGGUAGAGUUGGUCGCUAAACCUGCUCUUUUGGUGUUCUUAGAUGAGCCCACUUCUGGUUUGGACUCUCAAACUGCUUGGUCUAUCUGUCAAUUGAUGAAGAAGCUGGCUAAUCACGGCCAAGCCAUUUUGUGUACAAUUCAUCAACCUUCAGCUAUGUUGAUGCAAGAAUUUGAUCGCUUGCUCUUUUUGAAACGUGGCGGUGAGACAGUCUAUUUUGGCGAAUUGGGUGAUGGAUGUCACACCAUGAUCGACUACUUCGAGCGCAAUGGAGCUCACAAGUGCCCACCCGAUGCAAAUCCCGCGGAGUGGAUGCUGGAAGUCGUCGGUGCAGCUCCCGGCAGUCACGCCAAUCAAGAUUACCAUCAAGUUUGGAGAAGCUCUGAUGAGUACAAAGCCGUCAGACAAGAACUGGAUCAAAUGGAAAGAGAACUUCCAAACAAGACGACUUCUUUGAUGGAUGAUUCCGAAAAGCAUAAAUCGUAUGCAACACCUCUAUUUUACCAGAUAAAAUUAGUUUGCCUCCGUUUAUUCCAACAGUAUUACAGAUCUCCUGGGUACUUAUGGGCUAAGUUUGCAUUGACGAUCUUCGACAAUCUUUUCAUUGGUUUCACUUUUUUCAAAGCGGACAGAUCUCUUCAGGGUUUGCAGAAUCAAAUGUUGUCCAUCUUCAUGUUCACCGUUCUCUUCAACAAUCUUCUGCAACAAUAUCUGCCUUUAUUCGUUCAACAAAGGAAUUUGUACGAGGCCAGGGAGCGCUCGUCUAGGGUUUUCUCAUGGAAAGCAUUCAUUGUGUCUCAAAUAGUGGUAGAAGUUCCUUGGAAUAUCCUCGCCGGUACUUUAGCAUAUCUAAUCUACUACUAUGCUGUCGGGUUCUAUUCCAACGCCUCUGCCGCUGGCCAAUUGCAUGAAAGAGGUGCCCUAUUUUGGCUGUUUUCGAUUGGUUUCUACGUUUACAUUGGAUCCAUGGGUGUACUGUGUAUCUCUUUCAUGGAGCUCGCAGAAACUGCAGCAAACUUGGCAUCACUGUUGUUCACGAUGUGCUUAUCCUUCUGUGGUGUCAUGGUGACGAAAGAUGUUAUUCCUCGUUUCUGGAUUUUCAUGUACAGAUGCAAUCCAUUGACUUACUUGAUUGAAGCCUUUUUGGCUCUGGGUAUCGCCAAUGUGAAUGUCACAUGCUCUGAUUACGAACUAAUCAAAUUUACACCUGUUCCUGGACAGACUUGCGGUGAAUAUAUGGCACCGUACAUCCAAAAGGCAGGUACUGGCUAUUUGCAAGACCCUAAUGCGACCGACGUAUGCCAAUUUUGUCAAUUCUCUUACACUAAUGAUUUCUUAGCGACUCUCGGGUGCAAGUACAGUCACAGAUGGAGGAACUAUGGUAUUUUCAUAUCGUUCAUUGUGUUCAACUACGUUGCCGCCGUCUUCUUUUAUUGGUUAGCAAGAGAGCCAAAAUCGAAAGGCAAGAUCUGCAAGAAGAAGGAAGAAAAAUCGAAAAAAUGA